CCACCAGCACGAUGACUUCGUCCCAGGUAGAGACCAUAAACUUCUCGAGCAUUUUACAACUUUUAUCCCUCAAAGGGACGUAUUUUCUGGUGUAUGCCUUCAUCUUUGGCAUGUCGAUCUGGGUAACGUUUUUUGGAGGCGUCAUCGCCUACCGGGCUUUGCCACGACAGAUGUUCGGUACCCUUCAACACAAGACCUUUCCGAUCUACUUCAAUAUCAGCAUCGCCGCUGCAACCUUUCUCUUGGGCACUUGGACCGUCUCUCAUUCGGUGCUUGACAACCUCACCAAGCCAUACUUCGCCGACGUGGCACAAGCGUAUACCUUGGCCACUGUCAUCCUCUUCCAGGGAACCAACACGGGGGUGGUUGGGCCGAUGACAAGCAGGCUCAUGUUUAAGCGCCACAAACUUGAGAAAGAAGAAGGCAAACCUUACACCGACCCUUCAUCAUCGCCGGAGAUGAAGGCACUGAGCAAACAGUUCGGUGCUCUGCACGGCAUCAGUUCACUUCUGAACCUCGGUGUGGUCUUCGCGCUCGGAUUCCACGGCCUGUGGAUAGCCAACAAUGGCGUCGGAGAACUCAGUCUCGGCCUGGACAAGUACUUCACCAAGUACACUUGAUUUGAUGAUAAGCGUCCACGGAGAGGGCAUGAUGAAUAGUGUAGGGUUUCUUCGAUUGUGUAUGGGUGUAACUUUCGC
Stereum hirsutum FP-91666 SS1 is the source of this 698-nucleotide messenger RNA. RefSeq lists its product as uncharacterized. The record is from RefSeq and is a predicted model, not a curated record. Lineage: Eukaryota; Fungi; Basidiomycota; Agaricomycetes; Russulales; Stereaceae. The transcript has 6 exons. Bases 12 to 620 code for a protein of 202 amino acids.